Molecule: messenger RNA, 2315 nt
Organism: Drosophila ficusphila
Lineage: Eukaryota; Metazoa; Arthropoda; Insecta; Diptera; Drosophilidae
Gene: tap
Product: basic helix-loop-helix neural transcription factor TAP
Exons: 1
Coding region: 177-1400 (407 amino acids)
Molecular function (GO): protein dimerization activity
Source: RefSeq, a predicted model, not a curated record
CUGGGCGGUAGCAUAAAACCGGUGCGCAGUCCUCGCCAGCUUUUAGUUGGUGCGGGCACGCGAGACACGAAGAAUCGACGACGAACACACGGCUCUCUCUCUCUCUCUCGGAAAUCGGAAAUGUUCUAAAGGAUAUAUAGCACGUACGCAAACGGAGUAAAAUCAUCGAGAUCGAGAUGGCCGCCUGCUACAAUGCCUACAGCGCCGGUUCGCAGUCCUUCGAGUUCGACGAGGAGGACGACGACGCCUCCUUCGACAGCGGCUACGAGAAGAGCUUCGAGACGGAGGCCCAGCUGAGCUCCCGCCGGCGGCUGGACUUCGACGGCAGCUACGGCGGCACUCCGCCCGCCCCGGCGGUCCAGCAUCCGUACUCCGGCGGCUGGGACGCCGUGCCGCUCAACUCACCGCCGGCGGGAUUCGUUGGGCUGCUGGACACGAGCAGCAACCACAGCACGCGGAGCGGCAGGACGCUGGUGGAGCACCUGAACAGCCGGGCCUCGAACGGAGCCUUCGAUCCGCCGCUGACCAGCACGCCGGUGAAGUCGCCCGGGGAUCCGGAUGCGCCGCGCCAGAAGCGGAAGUAUGCCGUCGGCAAGAACAGGGUCACCCGCUCCCGGAGCCCCACGCAGGUGGUGCGGAUCAAGCGCUUCCGCCGGAUGAAGGCCAACGAUCGGGAGCGCAACCGGAUGCACAACCUCAACGAUGCGCUGGAGAAGCUGCGAGUGACAUUGCCCUCGCUGCCGGAGGAAACCAAGCUGACCAAGAUCGAGAUUCUGCGCUUCGCGCACAACUACAUCUUUGCACUGGAGCAGGUCCUUGAGAGCGGUGGUUCCAUUAACUUGGACCUGGAGAAGCUGCAGAACUUCACGCUGAGCGGCGAGAGGAUAACCAAGGAGCUGUUCGACGCGCUGUUCGUGAAUCCCCAGCCGUAUCCCAUGUUCGGAUGCGGCAGGAUGUUUCCGUAUGGCCAGAAUGGAAUGGCGCCGCUUGUCCAGGGUCAUCCUGCUCCUGUUCCUCCUGCGGAGCAUCCGCCCGCGAUGGGGGGCUUCCAGCAGGGCGUGGACUACCCGCAGCAGCCGCCAGGAUUCGAUUUCACGGGCAGCAUGCGGUUCUACCACCACCAGCAGCAGCAACAACAAGCACAUCUGCAUCAUAAUCCCCAGCAGGAGUCCAAUGCGCAGCUCUUCUCGCAGGAGAAAUACGAUCUGUUCAGGGGAUCCUUCGAUGCAGCUGCCAAUCUCCAGCCCUCGAAUCUGGACUCCGGGGUUCACCAGCAGAGCAGCUUCUACACGCAGACUCCGCCAUGGAAGGAGUACCCGGAGGAUCAGGCCAUUCCACAUCCGCAGACUGUUCCACAUUUGGAUCCGCACAGCUACAAACAGUUCGCCCCACAGGUGUAGCAUAGUUUUUGGGGGCUGAAUAUGCGAUUAAGGAUUUUCCAGCGUGAUAUAUUUCAAGAUUGCGGAGAUUUGAUGGAUACUAAAUUAGGGAAACCCUUAGGAGAUACAUCUUUGAUUUACUUUUAAAACCCAAAGUAUCUUACUUAUCUUUCUCCCGGUUUCCUUACUUUACUCUCCUCGAAUCCCCAGCAAUCCGUUGAUAUAGGUACUAAGUGAGAAAACUAAUUAACUGCUCAGAUUAUCUCCUUAUUAGGAAUCAGAAAGUACUUCCAAUUCCCAACAACAAGCUAAUCUUUGAACUUAAUAAGUUGUAUAUUGCAGAAGGAUCCUCAAUAGAUAAAUGAAUUGUAUUCUAACUUAUCUUUUAGUUUUUCAAUGAUCAAAUUGGUUUCUUUUUUGCGGAUCUCUAGAAAUUAUUUGCAUCAAGAAGGAUCCUUAAAAGAUGAACCAAUGUUUUCAUAUAUCAAUAUUUUAAGUUCACUACAUUAUUAUCUAACGCUUGCUUUAAUCCAUUUUAAAUUGGUUUCUUACUUGCGGAUCUUCUAAAAAUAUUUUGAAGAAGAAUGCUUAAUCUGAAAAUUUCAAAUACAGCACUCUUUUUAAAAUAUUUUUUUCAUAUAAAUCUCGACUAUACAGUACCAAUCGGUUGUCCAUUAAGUGUAAGCGGAUAUGUACCUUGCCAUUUAAACAUAAGCCUAGACAUAAAGAUCACUGAGAUGUACCAGGUAUUAGCCAUAAUGAACUGUACAAUCGAAUAAGUAUAUGCAGGUUAUGCCAGAUUAUAUAGGAUAUAUCAGUUAUUGCAAUGCAAGGAAAGCGAGCUAGUCAGGGCCACAACUUUAACGUGAUAAGAUUGAAUUUCGAUGUAAAGCCAUAAAGAUCUAUUUUUGCAAAUAAAGUUGACGAUCAAAACGA